CUGUUACUCAGAUUGGAUUUUUUUUUAUGUUUGCAGGAGCUGAUCAACCGAAUUUUGCAAAUCCAAGCCCAUAACAAUCAACUGAUCAACCUGUUAAAAAAGGAGCAAAUUGCAGCUGCCGCAGAGAAGGCCUCAUCUAGCAAAGAAGAUGGCAAACCGAAAGACCAAAGAAAAUUCCAAUUUCCAACGUCCUAUAAGCGUCACAUUCUGUUGAAACUUUAUUAUCUCGGAUGGGACUAUCAAGGAUUCAUUACUCAGGAACAUACCAGCAACACGAUCGAGCAUCAUCUCUUCAAAUCACUGGUCAAGGUUUGUCUGAUCGAGAAUCGGGAAUCGUCCAAUUAUCAUCGUUGCGGCCGGACCGACAAAGGUGUCAGCGCAUUCUCUCAGGUGAUAUCGUUAGACAUUCGAAGCAAAUUUUCGCCAGAGAUUCAAAUGACCGAAGAAUCUUUGGCCAACGAAAUCAAUUACUGUGAAGCAUUGAAUAGAGUUCUGCCGGCGAACAUCAAAUGCGUCGCAUGGGCACCAUUUCAGAGUCCUUUGUUCAGUGCCAGAUUUGAUUGCAAAUUUCGCACGUAUCGUUACUUUUUCCCGCGCGGCUGUAUGGACAUUGAUAUGAUGAAGGAGGGAUGUAGUCAUUUGGAAGGUGUUCAUGACUUUCGAAAUUUGUGCAAAAUGGAUGUGGCUAACGGAGUCGUCACUUUUGUGAGAGAGAUAAAGAGCGCGAAAAUCCACUUGGCCAGCAAAAGUUUAAUCGAUCCAAGCUAUGACAUGCUGUAUAUGGAACUAACUGGGUCCGCAUAUUUAUGGCAUCAGGUGCGAUGCAUUAUGGCGAUACUUAUGCUGGUGGGACAGAAACUGGAAAGUCCGAAUGUGGUUGCUCAACUGCUAGAUGUAGAGAAGACACCUUGCACGCCACAAUACAGUAUGGCCAGUGAUGUCGCUUUGAACCUGUACGAUGUUGAAUACAAAGAGGCAUCGGAUUAUCAAGAAGGCGAAGAAUUCGAGCUGGUGAAUUGGAUCUACGAGGAAGUAAAUAUACGGCGAGUCUUAAAAACGCUGCAAGGACAGUGGACCAUCAGCAGUGUUCAAACGACCAUGAUGCAUGAAAUGCUGUCCCAUAUACAAGACAUUUACGUGAAUCAUUUAAAAAAGCCGACGUUCAACAGUCAAAUUGAAAUUCUAUUGGAAGGUGUACGAUCGAAACAGUACCAACCGUUAAUGACGCGUACACGAUGUGAAAGUUUGGAAAACCGAAUAGCUCAUUUCGCCAAGAAAAGGCGAAUCGAAGUGUCAAGAAAUGAGGAAGAAGAUUGACGGUUGAUAUUCUACGAAUGUAUGGUUAAAAAGCUACAAAGUACAUUACUUUAAAGAAA
Molecule: messenger RNA, 1376 nt
Organism: Bradysia coprophila
Lineage: Eukaryota; Metazoa; Arthropoda; Insecta; Diptera; Sciaridae
Product: tRNA pseudouridine(38/39) synthase
Biological process (GO): mRNA pseudouridine synthesis; tRNA pseudouridine synthesis
Cellular component (GO): cytoplasm; nucleus
Molecular function (GO): RNA binding; pseudouridine synthase activity
Source: RefSeq, a predicted model, not a curated record